GACGCCUCCACGGAUCAUGGCCUCCAACCUGCUGUGCGCCAAUGUGCCUGCAUGCCUUCUCGUUGCGUCUCCACUUCAAGAUGCUCAGCCUCGCUCUCCUUCUCGCAUUCAAGCAUUCACCAUUCAAACCAUCUCACCCACUGGCACCCAUUGUCUCAUACCCAAUCCGCGGAACUUCACCAUCCCAACGCCCAAGACCUGGCCUCGCCUCGCCUCUGUUCAGCCCUCGAGGACCCUUAUGCGCGGAUUCUUCCCUCACCGAGAAAAAGCCACCAUCCCGGACCCGGCUCUUUCCCCGCUGACGCCACACACCGACCCGGGUGGCCUUGUUCCCCGCCAUUGGGGCUGAAUCGCCUCGUCCGUUGCCAGAAAACCUGCUGCGGCCACAACGAGUUCAUGUUUCUGCUUGCUGUUCAUUCGCCUCUCUCGCGCCUAGGUAAUCCAAUGGGCUUCCUCUAGGUCCAUCCGCCUAUUUUUUUUUUUGCGAAUGACGCGCACUCGCUUGAACAUCUCAGGGACAGGAAAAAGAGAAAUCUAUCCGAUC
Molecule: messenger RNA, 544 nt
Organism: Colletotrichum phormii
Lineage: Eukaryota; Fungi; Ascomycota; Sordariomycetes; Glomerellales; Glomerellaceae
Exons: 1
Coding region: 52-459 (135 amino acids)
Source: RefSeq, a predicted model, not a curated record